AUGGGAUUCUUGGGAAAGAAAUGGAAGGAAUUGGUUUACACCCUGACCUCAAAUGAUAGAUAUGCCGGUUAUCACACAUCCAAGGCAGUGAACUCAUUGACUGAAUAUGACUCUGAAGGGGAAGAAGCUAAUGAUGCCAAGGAGAUACAGGACAAUAUACCGGUUACAGCAGAUGAAAAACAACAGGCACAACUUGUUUUGGAUGCCUGGCACAUUAUUGAAGAUGUUAUUAAUUUAGACAUGAAUAAUCCCGACCCAAAUAACAACCAUUUUACUUUAAACUCUAAAAAUAGCCAAAAUUAUGACUAUAACUAUGAUAUGGAUUUCAAUUUGGACUUGGAGGAGAUUCCUGAUGCCGAAGAUUUUAUGAAUUCUCUGUCAAGUCCUUGCACUUUCAAAGAUUUACAAGUUGCACAGAAACACCUUGGUGUCAAGUUCCCAUAUCCCGUGAUCAAAUAUUUCCAAACCCAUGACGGUCAGGAAGUUGCGCCAUCAUCGACAAAGAAGCUGGGCCUCAUGUACGGCCUACAGUUGCUCAGCUUGGCAGAAGUCAUAACUAUGACUAACUACUGGAGGAAAGUGGCACGCAAAGAGGAAAACUCAAAGGCAAGAUUAAAAGCUAAAGCAGACUCUAUUUCAAAUGACAGCAAAGAACGUCCAGGUUCAGACGAUAUUAUAAAUCCUCAAGAUGACGCUAUAAUUAACAAUGAUCCGAAUUUUAAGAUAGCUGCCAAAAUUAACGAAAUCACUGAAAACGAUUUGAAGAAUUACCCUGAUUUAAUGAGAAAUAUGUCAACACAUUCGAAAACUGACUACUUAAAGAAACUACCAAACCAAAAAUCAUUCCCAGCAAAUAAAGUUAAACUCCAAUAUGCUAGCGCAAAUUGGAUACCUCUUGUUACUGACAACGCGGGUAAUCAUAUAGCCAUUGAUUUAGAUCCAGAUGUGGACGGGAUGGUGGGGCAAGUGAUAAUAUUUGGUAGAGAUUACGAUACCAAAUAUGUAGUUGCAGAUAACUGGGGACAAUUUAUGAGCAAAUUUGCUUUGGACUUUGAAGAUCCAAGUAACUGUAAAUUAGAUUACGAUCCAGAUCUGGGUCAAUUCAAUUUGGUCUAUCUUGACCAAAGUGGGAAUGUAGUAGAUGGUGGUUACCUUGAAGUGCUCACUAGACGUGUAAAGGGUGAAAGGCUAUAA
This is a messenger RNA of Pichia kudriavzevii, 1194 nucleotides long. RefSeq lists its product as uncharacterized. NCBI's taxonomy places the organism in Eukaryota, Fungi, Ascomycota, Pichiomycetes, Pichiales, Pichiaceae. The transcript has a single exon. The coding region runs from base 1 to 1194 and encodes 397 amino acids. The record is from RefSeq and is a predicted model, not a curated record. Gene Ontology annotation, biological process: regulation of fungal-type cell wall biogenesis; cell wall biogenesis. Gene Ontology annotation, cellular component: mating projection tip.